Mercurialis annua (annual mercury) is the source of this 1281-nucleotide messenger RNA. Its product is annotated as flavonol 3-sulfotransferase-like. The transcript has a single exon. The record is from RefSeq and is a predicted model, not a curated record. Gene Ontology annotation, molecular function: sulfotransferase activity. The coding region runs from base 107 to 1147 and encodes 346 amino acids. Gene Ontology annotation, cellular component: cytoplasm. Lineage: Eukaryota; Viridiplantae; Streptophyta; Magnoliopsida; Malpighiales; Euphorbiaceae. Gene Ontology annotation, biological process: sulfation.
UUAUAAAUACAAGAACAUUUCGGACUUGAUUCUCACAAGCUCCACUUUCAUUUUUUAUCAUCAAAACUAUUAAUUCUACCUCUAUCAAAUUUUCAUUUCCUCGCAAAUGGAUGUUAUUGAAGCCUCAAAGCCCUCUACAAACAUUGCUAUGAGCCCUGAACAAGAACAACAACAAAAUGCUUCAAUGCCACCGAUCAAAUACGGCGAUUUUAUCGCAACCCUACCGGUCCGAAAUGAUUGGAAAUUCAUGCCUCUUCACCUGUACCAAGGUGCAUGGUACUUCACUCUUUACUUAGAUGCUGUUUUAGAAGCUCAGGAGAAGUUUCAAGCUCAACCUAACGACGUUGUUGUUUGUACUUACCCGAAAACCGGCACUACUUGGGUUAAGGCUUUAGUUUAUGCCCUAACUACGCGCUCUCGCUAUCCCAUUUCGGAGAGUCCUUUGUUGACAUCUACACCGCAUGAUUUGGUUCCAUUUUUGGAAGUCGAAUCGGCUCAAAACGAAACCUAUACUCGUGAUCCCGAAAACCCACUUAUCGCAACGCAUAUCCCUUAUCAAUCCCUGCCGACUUCUAUAGUCACAAUGGGAUGUAAGAUUGUGUAUCUUUGCAGGGAUCCGAAGGACGUGUUAGUAUCAAUGUGGCAUUUCUUUCGGAAAAGAUUGCCCGAAGGAAUCGACAAAGAUGCAUUUCUCAGCAUGGAAGAUUCGUUCAAUUCGUUUUGCGAAGGAGCUGCCUUCAAUGGACCGUAUUGGGAUCAUGUUGCUGGAUACUGGAAGGCUAGUCAGGAAAAUCCUGACAAGGUUUUGUUCAUUAAAUAUGAAGAUUUGAAGGAGAACAUUGUUCCCAAUGUUACAAAGCUGGCCGAGUUUCUUGGCUGCCCUUUUACUUCCGAAGAGGAAGAACAAGGCGUAGUUCGACAAAUCAUUGAUUUAUGCAGUUUCGAAAGUUUGAGCCAAUUGAAGGUGACCGAAGAAGGCGCUUACAGUUCGAAUUCACCUUAUGUUAUCAAGAACAGUUUGUUCUAUCGGAAGGGUGAAAAAGGAGAUUGGAAAAACUAUUUCACUGAAGAAAUGGGCGCUCGUUUGGAUCAGAUUGUUGAUGAGAAACUGAGUGGAUCUGGCUUUUCAUUUCUUUCUUCACAAUAACUCAGUGCAUGGAUUUUACUUUUAAAUUCUUAAAUGUUCUCCUGCAGAAUAAAAAUGGAUUUGAAUAAGCUAUUGCACCAGCUUGCAUGACUUAUUAUGUAAUAUCCAUUAGUAAUAUGAUCAUAUUUUUUUUU